Wyeomyia smithii (pitcher-plant mosquito) is the source of this 8268-nucleotide messenger RNA. RefSeq names its product acetylcholinesterase. The transcript is spliced from 8 exons. Gene Ontology annotation, biological process: choline metabolic process; acetylcholine catabolic process. Gene Ontology annotation, cellular component: plasma membrane. The record is from RefSeq and is a predicted model, not a curated record. NCBI's taxonomy places the organism in Eukaryota, Metazoa, Arthropoda, Insecta, Diptera, Culicidae. The coding region runs from base 1749 to 3863 and encodes 704 amino acids. Gene Ontology annotation, molecular function: acetylcholinesterase activity.
CAAUGCGACUAUUUUUUUCUCGAUGAAAAUUCCAUCUCAGUUCCGAGCUUUUGGUCUGUGCGAGCUGCUGGUAGUAUGAGCCUGAAACUUUUUCGAAUCGCACGUCGGUGCCACAAUGAGUUGUCUCGAAUGUUAAUCCUGUACCGUUAGGUGAUGAAAUUAAAAACUUUUUCGCUCGUGUGUGACGACCAGUAACCUGACAGAGUGGAUUGCUGUUGAACGAAAGUUUUCCGAAUCUUUUGGAAGCACUUGUGUGAAAUUUGCACUCUGUCCCAGAAUCCGCUUAGAGCAAUAUUGCUGCGGGGAAAAGCGAUAUCCUUGAAAAGGAUAAUGUGAGUGAAAUCGUUGCUAGCAAGUUGGAGAUUUUCUUGCGGCUCAGCCUGUGUGCAAAUUGCGUUACUCUUCCUGCUGACAUAAGUUGAAAAUGCGGUAGUUCAUCAGUGUUGCAUAAAAAAAAAAUAUCGAAAAGGCAAAACGAUCAAACAGUAAGUAUCGUAAAAAUACAACAACCGUAACAAGCAUACAGCAUCAUACAGUAUUGAAGCACUGCGGGAAAAUCAAUGGUGGAACAGACGAAAAUUUGAUAUUUUUGACUUUCAAAAUAGCAUAUAUAGGAUACAAAAGUUAGAGAUAAGAGAAGAAAACACGAGAGAAAAAAAGAGUGAGUAUCGGAAGGCUGCACAGUCAAACGCGAAGGAUAUCGACAGACAACACCAACAAAACCGAAGAACGGAAACUGAAUUUUGGUUACGAUUGCGGCGUGUGCGAGCAGCCGUAGGAAAAGUUAGGGAGAGGAAAAAUCAGAAACUCAAAUAAAAUUUACCGAUAACUUCGUUGGUAAAAGAUACUUGGACGGGGGAGCCUGCUUUUGGUUUUCUGCCACCCACCGGGGCUUCACAUAUAGGAAUUGUCGGCAAGGAAGUAGGAUAGGGCAAAACAGUGUCAAUGGCAGUACGAAAUUGUUAUCAGUAUCCACGAGAUAAAGGUCUGAGUACUAUUUAAAGAAGAACAAAAAAAACGUUAUUGUAGAUUAUUUGAUAUCAGCUUCGCAUUGUUGUGUGCUCUCUUGCUAUCUAUAGCGACCUCUCGCAAUUACUCCCAGACUCUCGCGGAUAAAACCGCUGAAGAACUAUUCUGGGAACGGAGACUUAGAUGCCGGAGAUCUCCCAGCUACCGUGCUAUCAUCCUUUUUCAAGUCCCUUUCGACAGUCAGUGUGCAAGUGGAAGGUUGUGAAAGCCAAGUGUAGUGACUCUGUCCAACAUCAGUUCACUUCUGUGGAUUGUGCAAGCAAAUAGAACCAUACACAGCAGAAACUAACAUAUUCUCAACCUUUGACAUCGGUAUCAGUAACUCAUUUUCCAUCUGCACAAAAGACGAGUGGUCGUUUAGAAGAUUACACCAACGAAUUAAUUCAGAGCAAACCGUAGAAGUACCGUCUGUCAACCGAAAUAAGUCGAAUAUUUUCCACCCGACCGGAACGACCUCGUGUCGAGUGCGGAAAAUAUAUACCCCAUCCGGUGAGUGAACACACACACAUACACACAGCAAGAGCUACCCCAUCAGAGUAUCUUGGCUUCUCCUCGGAAGCAAAGUGGAUGUGCAGUGGCAAUUAGCGAAUUAAAACAAAAGAAGUUGAAAACAGUUUCGAGUGAAGCACGCAGCAGUAGAGCAUCACUUGAGAAAUUGGUGCCAUCGUCGUUAAAUGCUCUCUACGGUCUUAUAGCUUUGUUUGUGAUUUCUCCAAGCCAUGGAGAUCCGAGGCAUAAUAACCCGAUUGCUAGGUCCAUGCCACAUUCGACAUUUAAUAUUGUGCAGCUUGGGACUCUAUUCCAUCCUGAUGCACUCAGUAACCUGUCGGCAUCAUGACAUCGGUAGUUCGGUUGCACACCAGCUAGGAUCGAAACACUCGUUACAAUCAUCAUCCUUGCUAUCGUCAUCCUCGCAAUCGUCCUCGUCGUUAGCUGAAGAGCCAACGUUGAAUAAAGAUUCAGAUGCAUUUUUUACACCAUAUAUAGGUCACGGGGAUUCUGUUCGAAUUGUAGAUGCUGAACUAGGUACGCUAGAGCGUGAACUCGUCCAUGGCACUACCACUCGGCGUCGUGGUUUGACGAGAAGAGAAUCUAGUACAGAUUCGUCCGAUAAUGAUCCACUGGUUAUCACCACGGAUAAAGGAAAAAUUCGGGGAGUCACGUUAGAAGCUCCCAGUGGAAAGAAGGUCGAUGCCUGGAUGGGUAUACCAUAUGCCCAGCCUCCAAUAGGAGCGUUAAGGUUCAGACACCCAAGACCGGCUGAAAAGUGGGUGGGGGUUCUCAAUGCGACAAAGCCACCAAACUCGUGUGUUCAGAUUGUGGAUACCGUGUUUGGUGACUUUGCCGGUGCUACUAUGUGGAACGCAAAUACGCCACUAUCGGAAGACUGUCUUUAUAUUAAUGUGGUUGUGCCACAUCCACGACCAAAGAAUGCCGCUGUCAUGCUAUGGAUUUUCGGAGGUGGAUUUUACUCUGGCACAGCGACGCUGGAUGUGUAUGACCACCGAACAUUGGCAUCAGAAGAGAAUGUCGUCGUGGUUUCACUGCAGUAUCGCGUUGCUAGUCUGGGAUUUUUGUUUCUGGGGACACCUGAAGCUCCUGGAAAUGCUGGAUUAUUUGAUCAAAACUUAGCCCUAAGGUGGGUCCGUGAUAAUAUUCAUAAAUUUGGGGGUGAUCCUGGCCGUGUUACACUGUUUGGCGAGAGCGCUGGCGCAGUUUCCGUUUCAUUGCAUUUACUAUCCGCACUUUCCCGAGACCUGUUCCAGCGCGCUAUUCUUCAGAGUGGUUCACCUACCGCCCCUUGGGCUUUGGUUUCUCGCGAAGAAGCUACGCUCAGAGCUCUUCGUUUGGCCGAAGCUGUUAAAUGUCCACACGAUGUAACAAAACUAAGUGAGACUAUCGAGUGCCUCCGUGCCAAAGAUCCCAAUUUACUAGUAGAUAAUGAGUGGGGUACUUUGGGGAUCUGUGAGUUUCCAUUUGUUCCAGUUGUUGACGGUGCAUUCCUUGAUGAGACGCCACAACGAUCUUUGGCCAGUGGCCGGUUCAAAAAAACUGAUAUCCUUACUGGAAGUAAUACCGAAGAAGGAUAUUAUUUUAUUAUCUACUACCUGACCGAACUACUCAGAAACGAGGAGGGAGUUACUGUGUCAAGGGAGGAAUUUUUACAAGCAGUUAGAGAGCUGAACCCAUAUGUGAACGGAGCAGCCAGACAGGCUAUCGUGUUUGAGUACACCGAUUGGAUCGAACCUGAAAACCCAAACAGCAACAGAGAUGCCCUAGAUAAGAUGGUCGGCGAUUACCAGUUUACCUGUAAUGUGAAUGAAUUCGCCCAACGAUACGCCGAAGAAGGAAACAACGUGUUCAUGUAUCUGUACACUCACAGAAGCAAAGGAAAUCCUUGGCCUAGAUGGACUGGUGUUAUGCACGGUGAUGAGAUCAACUACGUGUUCGGCGAGCCACUGAACCCAGCCCUUGGGUAUAUUGAAGAAGAGAAAGAUUUCAGCAGAAAAAUUAUGCGAUACUGGUCCAACUUUGCCAAAACUGGCAAUCCAAAUUCCAAUCCUCCAACCGCAGAGCUUCCAGAAUGGCCGAAACACACCUUGCACGGCAGACACUAUCUAGAACUAGGACUAAACACAAGUUUCGUGGGUCGAGGCCCACGAUUGCGACAAUGUGCAUUCUGGAAAAAAUAUUUACCACAACUAGUAGCAGCUACCUCUAAUCUACAAGUAACUCCUGCGAUUAGCGUACCCUGUGAAAGCAGCGCAGCAUCCUAUCGACCCCUGUUACUUCUAAUAGUGUCCCUAGUGCUAGUAAUACGAUUUAAAAUAUAAAAAUUUAUACUUUCGUUACGCUUAUUAGGCCAGUUCUCGAUGACAUGAAAAUUUAUAAAAGAAAAGCAUAAAUGCAACCACUACUAAUAACUACUGAAAUGGAACAAUAAGAUUACAUUCUGCUAAAUUUGUCCACAAUUGAUUGAUUAUAAUUAAAACCCUGCUCCACAAAGAACAACUGUUAAGUUUUAUCUGUUUCCUUAAUAAUGUUAUGUAAACAGUGGUGAUAUCAUUGACACUUUACUAAUCAUACAACAAACAGAAUAUUUCCUGUUAUAUAUAUUGUGAUGAAAUUUCGCUUUAACUACACCAGUAAAAGUUACUUAAGUUCAAACAAGAAUUUUAUAUAAUAACAAAUAAAUACAACAGCUGCUAGAGACAACUAGACAUUAAAUCGAAUACUGUUAUUUUGAGAAAAGAGCGAUUUAACAACUAGCAGAAAUGAAUCCUUUUAUAAACUUUAAAAGGUGUAAUGAUACAAUAAUAAAAACAGCAUCUAAUUCUAACAAUCAACAGUUUACUUUAGCAACAAUUGAGCUAACUUUCUAUUUCAAGAGAAAAAAACGACACUCUAAAAAUUAUUACAAUAUAAAAAAAUUCACCACAUUAAACAGUCGAUCGUCGAUGAAAUGAAAAUGUAGAUGACCGUUGAAAGAGUAGGAAACAAUAAUAUGUGUUAGAUUGCCCAAAACUCAAGAAAUUAUUCAAUUUCCAAAAUGAAACAACACCUUCAAAGUAAUCGAAGUACGGAAAAACUGAAAACAUAUCAUUAUAUUAUGCAAAAGCGUUGUAAGCUAUUGACAGAGCAGAAGCGAACACAAAAAAAUCACCCAAGUGUAGUUAAAUAUUUCUAUACAAUUUAUGGUGGCCAAUUUUAAUACGAAGAACAAAUGCGGUAGACGUGGCAAAACGCAAAACACAAGAAAAAAAAAAGCAGACGAGAUAAUUGAAAGUGAGAAAUAGGAAAAUGGCUGUUUUCCAAAUUCCUUUAAAAAACGGGACGGAAGAUCGAACAAGUCUUCUGUUCAACAUUAAGACUAAGAGUAUUGUAGAUACUACACAAAUAGAAACAAGAAAUCGAGAAUUACCACAAACCUUACUCAUACAUACAAACACAAAUAAAAAUGAAAACUAAUGCGACUGUGUUGAGGCUGCGAAGUUUGGAUGUAACAUUUCUUUGCGAGUUGCACACAUUCUCACGUAACACUUAGAAAAUAAAUGGUAUAGCCAGUGUUCUUAGGUUGUCCAGGUAUAAACUUUUCCCAAAUGAAAUAAAGAAUAAUACCAUUGUGAUGAUUUCUUUCAGAAGAAGAGCCAUGAAAUAGAAUAUAUAUCAAAAUUUAUCACACCGGAAGAUUGCUCUCAAUUAGCAAACUUUUAGUAACUUUUCAAUAGUUAAGGGAUAACACGAAUUCAGCUUUCCAGGUCAUAGUUGUCUUACAUGAAUGACUGGUAGAAGCAACUACUUGAAAUUUGGUGUUCAACCUGUUUAAAACUUAUUCUUCUAUUAAAAUUAUUUCUUUUUACAUGUACAAAAAGUCAGUUGGAAAGCAAUGCUGGUUAAAGUGUUUGAUAGAGAGUUGAUGAAUUCAAAGCUAAUUAGCUGGUGAGCAAGAAUACAAUUGAAAUCGAACCUUACUAAAAAUAUCGAUUGUUAUUUCUUAUUUUUUCGAAAUAAACAUUAAUUAUGAGUAUAUAAAAACGUGGACUGGUACUAAAAACUUCGUUCCUCCGAUCUCAAACGCCGACAUUGUCGAGCAAAUUUUGACAGCUUUGAAAAUUCUUCCAAUCAUAAAUAUUGCUUAUUUUUCCUCUCAGCCUCGAUUCAAGUAUGUAAUCAUUUGUGAUAUCAUAGACCGUUAGUUCAAAACAAUGUAACUCACUAUUAGAGGCAUUUCAGAAAAUAUAUUUUCAGUAAUUCUCUCUGCCUUGAAAGCCAAAUAGCGUAUUUUCUGUGACGUAGUCUGGAGAAAUGACUACAGUUGUGUGCCAAAAAUAAAAUUCUAAAUAAUCGAAAAUAUCUGCGAUACAUCAGCGAAACUUCAACAAACUUUUCAACAUUGUAAUGUUCAUAAAAAUUUAUGUCAUCAUGAGUUGGUCUCUGUUCUAAAAAAAUGUUUCCUAUCUUAAAUUACAGUACUGGCGUUUGCUAUUAUGUUCAAAAUAUUGUGCUAUCAAAUGUUUCACAUUUUUACAACGCAUAAAAUUAUAUGAUUAUUUAGAGCACCUUCCGGUGAGUACGGACCAAUUUUCGAACAAUAUAUGCUGAACCUGUAAAAGAACUGUGAGCUGAUUGUGUGACAUUAACGUAAACCAAUAUACAACUAUAAAAAACUGCAAGUGCAAUGCUGAAAUUAGGCGUUUGGAAUCAAUCUUGAAUCUAUUCAGUUUAUUUUGGACAAGCCCUUCUCAGAUGAUUUGAAUUUGCUAGCCAGUUGAUGCAAUGAUUUAAAAUAAACGCAAAAGUUGGAUUCAAUAACCCAGAAAGGAUAUCCCGUAAAAAAUGGUUGAAAGUACAAAACUCAGAACACUUUCGGGAUUCAGUAUUAAAGCAAAGAGAUUUUUUGUAUUUGGCUCAAGAACAAACAAAAAAUAAUAAGUAAGAAAAUCAGAUUCAAUACUAAAAAUAUAAUGUUCGAUGUCCCUAAGAAGUUACCAGCAGUAACAAACCGCUAGUUUCAGGACAGUUCAAGCGCGCAAUGUAGUGCGAAAAAUAAGUAUUGCCGUAUGUUUUCUGUAGUAGUAGAACUUGCGAGUAAGAUCUUAGCACCCACAAAUCAAUUUGUCAAACAAAUAAAAGAAAAUCACUUAAAGGUCAACGGAAUCAACGAUCGCUAAAAUAAUAUUGAAUAAAUUAAAUCUAUAGCAUAUAGGUUGAGCAUAAGUCAAUAAACACCGUUUAAUAUAAGUAUUGAUAAAUUAUAGAAAACUAGCCUAGCUACUAAGUAAUAGAUAAGACAGAUGAGGAAGUUGAGGAAAAUGUUCAUAAUACAUAUCAUUUAAUCUUAGAAUAUGUAAUCAUUUUAUGAAACCAUACUUCAAUACUGACUACAUAACCUACAAAAUUCAUAGCGAAAAUCACCUUGCAAUGUACGCCGAGUAGCAGAUGUACGUCGUCCUAUCGAAAAAAAAAAAUGUUUUUAUCAUUCCACACUAACAUAGCUCAAACGAUCGUUUAAAACUUUGUAAUGUUCGUAAGUUUUUUUCUUUAUUUUCCUAAAUAUAUCACGGUUUCGUUGUUCUUAUUUGAUUUUUUCACAUUGCGUUAAAUACAUAUAAAAAGUUUUAUUUUUAUCUGCGAAUAAACUCAGAACAAGUCGGGUGAAGCUUUAUUUAACCAUUUUAGAGUACCAUUCCUAUUAAAACCAAAUUUACAGCUUUCAAUAGCAUCAUUGAUAAAAAAGAUAUUUGAAGUAAUCUCUAUUAUCUUUUAAAAUUCUACAUUUGUGCUAAUUUCAAUUCGUUUGAAUAAUAUUUUAGUUAUUUAGUAUUACUGGUUUUUACUUGUAAUUUUAUUAUAUGUUGAUGUUAUGUUUUUAGGAGGUUGAUAAUUUCAGUAGUGGCAAUGUAAUUGAAAUACAAUUUAGCAAUUCACCAGAACGAAAGUUUUCUCCUCGAGAAAGUUCGAAUAAUAUUAAAUGUUGCCUAUUUGCUAACCUAAUUGCCGCGAACUGUUCCAAGUUCUCGAAAACAAAAUCUUAGAUUCCGUUGCACGAUAACUAUUUGGGUCAAAAAAAAUAUUAAUUCUGGUAAACAUUUCGCCAAAUGCGUUGUUCAACUUCACAAAUCUAUAGCUUCUUUCUUCCCUAUCAACACAAGCAAAGUUGGCCUAAGACCAAUAAACAAGAAAUCUUCGAAACACACUUCACACACUCACACGUACUAUCCUAUAUUUAGCUUCGAAUGGAUUUUACGACAAUUUAAUAUAAAUAUUAUCUAAUCUAUUCCUUCAACAAUUCACAAAACACUCAACUAUAUAGCAACGUUAUUCAAUUCCAUGGUAAUGUGCAAGAAACAGACGAACACAAGAAAUGUACGGGCUAUUACUGAGAGCAAAUCGUUAAACAAACUAAAAAUCAAUAAAACUUGAUUAAAUUGAAGCAAAUAGUUUAUUUUUGUUAACAAUUUCUUCUUAUACAAAAUUAUAAAAAGUCUCAGCCAUAAUAAUUAUUUAUUAUAACAGAUUUAUAAUGAUUAUACAUAUUAGAACCUAACAAAACUAAUAUAAGUAUGGAUAAAAAGAGGCAAAAUGGCGAAUACUAAUAGAACUAUAAUGUAUUUGAAUUAAUAAAUAAAUAAUUGACACUUUAAUAACAAACUAAAAUGAAAGUAUAUAAACAUAUAAUGCUUUGUUAAAUGUAAAUGUUGUGUAUAGGAAAUAAAAAUACACAAUUUUAAAAAUACA